Pocillopora meandrina is the source of this 19197-nucleotide messenger RNA. The record is from the annotation of a GenBank genome assembly. Lineage: Eukaryota; Metazoa; Cnidaria; Anthozoa; Scleractinia; Pocilloporidae.
CGUUUUAAGGAAUCUAAAGGACGGAAGAACUAAUCAAGCUAGAGCAUUUUUAAAGCACUUUCGUCAACCAUUUAGUUUUUGUUUACAACUUGCAGUUAAAUUUUCAGACUGCUUUCCCACAGGCAGUUUGAAACUGACCGGGUUGUAUCGUAUUCUGUGGGUCAUCUUGUUGGUUGUAACCGGUAACAGUAGGUAGAUCACUUGCUUUAAAAUCAUGGAAGGGGUGAAGAAAAUUUACAACAACAUUACGAAAUCUCCGCGUGACGAUCGCAUGUACCGAGGUGUAGAACUCUGUAACAACAUGAAAGUUCUUGUGAUCAGUGAUCCAUCAACUGAUAAAUCUGCGGCAGCUUUGGAUGUUCACAUUGGUAAGAUUUCCAUGAAAAAGUACGACAAGCUUUACAAUUGGAGUUUAAUUUGAAAACUUGGCUACGACAAUUGCACGAAAGACACCGUAGUGGGGCCGUAGUAUAUAAAAAAUGUCAGGUGGGGACCCAUCAGAAACCGAAAAAACUGGAUUUAAUUUCCAUAAAAGCUGAAAACUGCCAUCAAUGACUAGACUGAAGUUAAACAGAAGAAUGUUUACCCUCUUACUAGAUUUCAAGGCUUAUCAGUAUGAAAUUCCAUCGAAAAGCAUUGUACAUGGCUUUUGAUCAAUAAUGUAUUAUACAAGAUAUGUGAUGAACAUGGAAAAAAGAUGCUUUGUAUAAUUAUGCUCCACUAAAAGUACUCAGAAAAAAGGUGAAACAGAAUCUUUGAUCUUUGAUUGCUGUCAUUAAUAAUUCAUUCUUGUCAGAAUUCAGACUUAAUUUUGUAGAUGACACCUCAUCAAUAACAAUUUAAACAAUAAUUAAAUAUAUUUCUAAGUAUAGCAUUCAUGCAUUUCUGUAUGUUCUGAUUCAAAUAUUCUUUUAGUUUAAAAUGUUUCAAACCAUUUUUUUGCUUUUAUUUUGAAAAAAAGUUGAAGGUUAGAUUUAGUAUUUUCCUGUAGUACUAGUUAGUUCUGUUGAAUUUUUUUGUUUUUUUUUAAUUUUUUUGUUUUAUUUUUGAUUACUGCACAUAUUCUUAAAUUUAAGGUAGUAUGAGUGAUCCAUCUGAACUGCCAGGGCUUGCUCAUUUCUGUGAACACAUGCUGUUUUUGGGCACAAAGAAAGUAAGAUAUGAGCCACCAGUCUAUAGUUUUAUCUGUGAUACCUUUUUAGGUGGAGAAAUAUAAACACACUCUUAAUGGAAGUAACUGAAACUUUAACCUUCUAACCUUCUUGAGUGACCAAGACUCAAUUUCUCCUUACAAUAUUAUAACAAUAUCAAGCAGACAAGUAAUGGGAAAAAGAUAAAUAUGAAUCAGGGGUUUAUCAGUUGAUCAAAUACCAAAUUCUCCUAACUGACAUGAUAAGAAUUGUAUGAAAGACAGUAAGGAGUACUAACAACAAGAUCUUGGCGGUGAGAGGGUUAAGGGUUGAUUUUUUAUGAUUUUUUGAGGUAGAAUUAGGAUGAUUUAUAAGCAAUUUAAUUCCUAAAUUACUACAUGUAGGAUUGCCAAGGUUAAAUAUUGCAAGAAUGCAGUUGUAUGAAAUACAGUGUUUUCACUUACAUUUAUUUUGGAGGGGAGUUGGUAUGUUACUGGUAAUCUUAAUACUAAACUGAGUGAGGUAAAAUUGCACAAAAAUUAAUGAAGACUUCUUUGGUGACAGUUUUUUUUUUUUGACUCUUUAGUAUCCAUCGGAGAAUUCAUUUACUCAGGUAUGAACAUUAAGAAGUGUCUGCUAGUAUGUCAAAAACACAUAUGUCUCUAUGACUGUGCAAAGUUCAUGACAAAUUUUAAGAGAUCUUAGCUUGGAUGAACUUUGUUUGUGCUUUUAUGAAUUUAUCUGGUUUUCUUUUUUCAGAAAGUCAAAAAGAACUUUAGCGAGUUACCUUGUAGUUUGAAGAAAUUCACUUCAGUUCUUUUCUAUUGGCCCAGAAAUUUGAUGUAUUAUAAAUGUUUCAAGACAUCCUUUCAAAAUGUGGUGCCCAGUAAUUGGAAAUAAUUAGGUUGGCAAAUUACACAUUCUUUGAAGUGACCAUCAACAGGAUGGAACUGAUUGGAUUUUGAAAACUCAAUUUUUGGUUGUCUGUUAUGGAUACUGGUAGUAAUUUUUUGAAUGUUGACUUGUACCUUACAGUUUUUAAGUGAGAAUGGUGGAUCCUCUAAUGCUUUCACUAGUGCAGAACACACAAAUUUUUUCUUUGACAUUAAACAUGAAUGUCUACAGGAAGCCUUGGAUCGGUAAGUCAAGAGUAGUUUUAAGUUUUUUAUAAAUUAUAGCAGUCAUAACCAAUUAUUUGAGACAUAAUAUUUUAAUUUUUUUUUAAAUACAAUUCUUUUUUCCUUUUCUUUUUUAAUUGAUUGAUCAGUAUGUGUUACCAUUUUUCAUUGCAAAAAAGUGUUCUUUUAUUUUUUAAUGUUGCUGCCUCAACUAAGAAUUAUGUCAUUCAUUCAUUAAUCAUGCUCAUGAUCAUGUGAGAACAUCUAAAAGCAUUAGCAAAUAAAAUGGAUUAAAGUUCCUCAACCAUAAUUCAAGAACAUGACUUUUUAGGUUAUCUCAAACGUUGCAUAUGUAUCCCAAAGAGGUUUGUAACAUGAUUGGUGGCAGUUCACCAUUUUAAGUGAUGCAUCUUCUACUCCCAUGCUACUCUGUUAUUAAGAAAUGUGGUAACUUCUGGUGAUGGGGUUUUAUCUGAUGUUAAAUUUGAAUUCUCUUUGAUGUAUGUUUGGAUUACAGGUUUGCACAGUUUUUUCUAUGCCCACUGUUUAAUUCAGAUGCAACAGAAAGAGAAGUCAAUGCUGUUGACUCAGGUGAAGAUGUUAUUCAAUAAUGGAAAUAUAUUGUUUAUAGAAUAAGAUAUUGAUAAUAUUUAUAAGCAGUAGUUUAGUAUAUCAUAGUAUAUCAAAUUAUAUUGACAUUAUAGUCUUGCAGUUUUAGUAGUAAUUUAGUAUAUCAUACAUUGAUGUGGUCCUGCUGAAAAGUCUGGAUCAUUUUCAGUAUCUGAGCAACUGUGCAAUCUACCCCUCCCCUCCCCUCCCCUAAUCCAACACUAAUCCUGACCAGUUGACUGUUGUUGUGUUAGGGGAGGGGUAGGUGUGCAGUUGAUCAGAUACUGAAAAUGAUCUAGACUUUUCACCUGGACCAUAUCAAUGUAUGAUAUACUAAAUUACUACAAAACUGUAAGACUAUAAUAUCAAUAAAAAAUUCUAGAAACCAUUAUGUCUGAUUAAUUGGAUGGUUUUAUUUUAUUUCUCCUUUUUUAGAACACUGUAAGAAUGUCUUGAGUGAUUCUUGGAGACUAAACCAGUUGGACAAGUCUUCAGUCAGUCCAUCCCAUCCUUACAGUAAAUUUGGAUCAGGUACAUGAUUUUGAGUUGAUGUAGAUUUUAUAUUAAAAUAUGUAUUAAAGGAUUGAGUCACAAUGCUACAUAUUUGAUUGAAAAAUAUUUUGUUUCGGUGGCUGCCUUAGUCAGAACACAUCUAUCUCUUUUCCACUGGUUCACGGGCGUGCUAGUAACUGAUACCUUUACACCUAACAUCAGUAUACAUAUUCUCCAUACUGUUCUCCAUACAUUUGCUAAGUUACAGACAAGGAUAAUUUUUUUAGUAGUCAAAUGCUUCAGUCUUCAGUUGGUGAUCAUUUCUUUAUUCUUGUUACCUUAAUGUGUGAUGCAGUGGUGAUAUUAUAAGGAGAAAUUAGAUGCUGGUCACUCCAACCUAUAGGUUAAAGAGAUGAGGGAGUACACCAAUCAUGUAUCACUUAUGGUUUCUAAAAAGCCAGGUAUCCAUCGGUGUGGACUGAGGGGUGCUUUAUGACAAGCCAAAACAGCUACUGGUGAUUGGGAGUGGACUAUGCACAUUCCUUAAUCCCAGAUCUUUUACAUUUUCAUAACUGGUAAAACUGAUUUGGAUCUUUGUUGCAACAGGUAACAAACUUACUCUUGACACUGAACCAAAAAAGAAUGGACUUAGUGUGCGUGAUGAGUUACUGAAAUUUCACAGUUCAUAUUACUCAGCUAAUAUCAUGGCAUUGACCAUUCUAGGCAGAGGUACUGUAUCACUAUAUAUGCGUUUAGGUAUAAUUACAGUUAAUAAUUGUGAAAUAUUGUGUAUGAUAUUUAACUUCCACUUUUGGAACAUGCAGUGACCCAUGCUUGUAUCUUCCAGAGGUCAACACCGAUUCAUGGUCCCAGCUACAUACAAAAACCUUGAGUUUGGAAUGUUUUAUUUUCCUAUACAGUAGGAAUCAGAUGUCUCUGAAUGCACAGAUUUUUUCAUGUUUUAAAGUGGCUAAAACUUAUUUGUUGUUUUAAAAGCCACAUGUACAUUUCACAUCUUUGAUGGAUUGAUGCCAUCAAAAAUUUUUAUUUGUUUCCUUAAAAAUGAUAUCAAACUUAUAUUAAAUUAUUGCUCCACAAGCUGUGCCAAUUCCUGUGACAUGACAUGUUUCCAUAGCACCAUCAUAUCCUUCUUUAAAAAGCCUCUUUGUUUCACCUCUAAUGUUGGUAACGAUAAUCUGAGGUUACUCUGGACCUACCCUGACUGAUUUGUUGAAAAACUCCUUUGGGAAUGGAAAAAAAAACUUGAUAAUCAUCUUAUUGCAAUUUGAAAAUUGGUGAUCUGUAAAUUAGUUUUUAAGCUAAAAUAAGGAAUGGUUCAAAAGAAUGUUUGGUUGUUAUAGUAAGGCCUCUCUUUGGGAAGGUGACCUUGCUUUAGUUUGUGAUUAGUAUUAAUAAUUUUGUAUGAUUACUGGCAUUGAAGCUGUAAAUAGAGAUGUGUGGUUUAUUAAUCCAUCUUUUUAAACAGUUAAUUUGAUGAAAGGAGAUUAUUUUGAGCACCUUAGAGCCUUAUUGCAUUUGGAAGAUUUUUUCUCUUUGUCAGAAAAAAGAUAAUUAAUGUCCCCAAAAUUUUAAUAUUGUGAAAGAGGUGAUGUAAGUUCAAAUGAGGCCCAUAAUUGUGUGUGAAAUUAGAGAAAAAAACCUGUGCUCUUGCCUUUCUAGUGCAUUGUUAGCAAGUGCUAGGAGUUUUUAGUUACUCCUUUUUAACAUUGGCUAACAAUUAAAAGCUAGGAUACAUAGAUGAAAGAGAUAUGACUUCAUUUCUUAGAUUCUCUUGACGACCUGACAAACCUGGUUAUAAAGCUCUUUUCAGACACAGAAGAUAAAAACGUAUCAAUUCCAGAGUUUCAUGAUCAUCCUUAUGAUGAUGAGCAAGUACAGGUAAGAGAUUUUUAAGUUUAGAUAACACAUUUUAACAAAUGCUGAAAGAUUCUGUAUCCCAGGGGGGCAGAGAAAUCUAGUGAGACUAGAAUCAGUUACCAUGUAACAAGGAAUAUUUGAUCUAAAUUAUAAUUGGUGUUGCAAUUAUUAGCUGAGUAUCUGAUGAUCCUACAAUGUCAGAUUGUUGGUUGAGUUAUUGAUUUGGGUCAUUCUUGUUUCUUUUCAUUUAUGUGAUUUGCCAGCUUUUACUAAAUACACAGUCAUAUUAUGAUUUGUUUUUCACAUCACCAUGAACAACAUUUAGCUUUUUAUCAUAUAAAACAAACAGAUUCCAUGUUGCCUUGGGUCUGUGCAGUACCUUUUGUACUAGAUCAUGAAAGGCCUGGAAAUGUGGUAAGAGCAUCAGUGAUGCACUCACUUGUACUGCCUUGUGUGCAACUCUUUUCUCUUUUGUCCUUACCACAUUUUGACAUCAUCUGCGAUCCAUUACUGAACAGACACAUGGCAAUGUAGAAUCUAUUAUUUAAUUUUAUGAGCAACUAUAGGGAUGAUAAUCAUGGAGAAAUGACUGCAAGGUUCUUAUAUUUAUUGUUGAUACUGGUCUCUUGAUUUGUUUUGAAGGUAGAAUUGAAAGUGGUGCCUAUCAAAGACAUAAAGCAGUUAAAUAUUUCCUUUCCAAUCCCUGAUGUUAACCAGUACUAUGAGAGCAAGGUAAGUUUUCUCAUUCAUUGUGCUAAUGAUUGUGUGACUCUCACUCAUAGUGAUCUUAAUAAUGUGCCUGUCAGAUGUCCAAAAUGUGAAUGUUAGAUUUAACAAAAAUCUUAACUUAAUGUUAUUGGCUAUGAAAUUGCUUAAAUUAUUUGGAUUGCAGCCUUGUCAUUACAUAUCUCACCUCCUUGGUCAUGAAGGUAAAGGAAGUUUGCUUUCAGAACUCAAAACCAAAGGUAAGUUUUCAAAUGAUGGAAGAUUCUUCUAAAGGUUAACUUGACAACUGAGUGACCUGGAGUUUCAGUCAGGAAUAUUUCUCUGUAUGAUAACUUCUUACUUGGAAGAGAGGAAAAAAAAAAGUGGUAAAAAAGGCAGAGCUUUCACCUUUGUUUUCACCCCAAGAUCAAAGAAAUGGUUCAUUUAUUUUGGGAAAAACACUCAACUUAUUGGUCAAACACUAAUAAAAGCGUCUCUUCUUAAACAAUUGUAAUUGUAAUUUUCUCAAUUACUGUUAUCAUGAUAAUCAUUUUAUUUACUUUACUCUUUAAUUCUACUUACCACUGCAUUCAAUUCACACUUCAUCUGGCAGAUGCUUCUGCCAACUUCAAUCAUUACAAAAGUUAUUCAUUUGCAAUGCAAAGGUUUGAAACUUUUUUGUACAAAGUAUUUGUACUGGUAAAGUAUUAAAUCCUGUGUAACUUUUCCAAAGGGUAAUUCAAGAUCUUUGCUAGUGCCUUAUUAUCUAGACUUUGUAUCUCCUUCACAAACUGUUAGAUCUGUGAACUGCAUCUUGUCAUUUGCAGUUGUUAACUGAUAACUUUCCUAAUAUCAGUUGGCAAUUACUCCAACAGGCUGGGUGAAUGAACUUGUUGCUGGAGGAGCAAGUGGAGCUAGGGGUUUUAUGUUCUUUAUUUGUAACAUGGAACUCACAUCUGAGGGACAAGGUAAUCAUGUUUAACUUUAUUCAUGUUUGCCCUUAUAAUCUGUUUUUAUUUUUCCCAUAAUUAUUAAUGUCAGCCUUUUUAUUUGGUGAUUAUUUGGUUGAUGUUCCUAGCAUGAAGGCCUUUUAGCACUGAAAUGAACACAUCAAAGCUUGCAGUUACAACAGUUACUUAACAUUAAAAAAAUUGGAAAACAUGUCACUUUUAUUACAUUAUACUCUGGAAGAUGCAAUUGUUUCCAAAAUUUUGAGGGUAAUCCCUCAAUUUUGUUAUCUGUUUGGAAAGAGCUGAUGGUGACACUGGACAUGUCAUUUAACAACAAAAUAGGUUUUCAAGAUUUGAAACUGAAUUAUAACUUUAAAUUAACAAUUGGUUCAUACAUCAGCAUGCAUUCAUCGAGAUAUGAACCACGCGGGAAGUUUGGAGAGCACGAAAGAUGUUUAAGAGUUGUGUAGCCGAGAGCAACUCUAGCUUCUUGAGUGCUCUCCAAACUUCCCAAGUGCUUCAUAUCUUGAUGAACGCACAGCUGACAUAUGAACCAAUUGUUUUAUAACAUUUUCAACCCAAUGGAAAAUUUUUUUUCUCAAGGGACUUGUUUACUGAUGUCAUGAGUGUGCACAAUAGGAUUAUGAAGCACGCUUGCACAAUUGAAUUUGAUUACACAAAUUUACUAGCUAUGUUAUAACACCUAUUGUAAUUAAAAACGAUUCAAAUUCUCUAUAAUGAUGUAUGAUGUCAUUUUUUUGAAGACCAUGCGUAUGAAAUAGUGGCAUGUGUAUUUCAAUACUUGGAAAUGCUCAGAAGGCAAGAACCUCCAGACUGGAUAUUUAAAGAGUGCCAGGUACUUUCAUCAAACUCUAGCUAUUAAAUAAGUAUAGGCUAAAUCUAGUCUAGACUGAUAGUUAUGCUGCAUAUAAAUUUUACAUUAAGUAAGGCAUUGUUCCUUAGCAAUUCACUGUGAUAGUAAUUACUUCAUUCAGGCAUUUUCCACCAUUUUUUUUUAUCUGUAGAUUAAUGAAAUUAGUGAUCAAGGUUUAAAGAAAUAAUUCCUAUGAUGGUGUUCUUUUUGGCAUGAUCUUUUGGUAGGCCCUUUGUGAAGUUAGAUUUCAAUUUAAGGACAAGGAGAAUCCUGGAUCCUAUGUGUGUUCAUUGGCCCGCUGUUUACAUGUAAGUGUUGUAAUCCAUUUGAGCAAUAUCUGAUCAGUGUUCUCUGAGCUCCAAAGCUCAGUCUUUCUUAAAGAGUCAUUUGGUGACCUAAAGUCAGCAAAGUAUAAAACAUAAGUUGCUUGAAGGAAAAAAAUGGGAAGAGGACAUUUUAUAUGAUAUUAUAAGACUUCCUAUACUUCUUACUACACCCCUUGCCUGAACUAAGCAUCAUGGCUGGCUGACAAUUUUUCUAAAGUCUUACGAAACAGAAACAUCAAGGAGUUAGGUGCACAUUUUUAUCAAGGAAAACAUGAUUCAGAGCCUUAAAUAUUAUUUUUGAAAAAUACUUGUCUCACAUUGAUUUGAGAUGUUGAAGCAUUAACUAUGGUUAAAAAAGAAAGGUUACAACAGGUUGGUAAUUGGCAGCCUUCCUUGUAAAUUUAGUCACCAACAUUUCCCUUAAGUUUCCUUGGCAGCCAAAAAAGGUGACAACUUGGAACACUGGGUGUUAUAUCCCCCACCAAGUCUAAAUUUCAGUUGAGAGUUGAAAGUAAUCAGCAAUUGCAUUGGGUUUGCAUUUCUGGGUCCAAUCUGUAUUCUAGAAGACUAGUGCCAUCCUUUCAAUCUAUUGGAUACAAAACUAAAACCAAGUGUUACUUAUUUAGUCAUUGAUAGGCAGUUGGCUGUUUUAAUCUUGGAGAUUGUAUUGGCUUCUUGAGAUAUUUUCAUUGUUUUUAUCUUUCCAACACUCAAUUGAAAUGCUGUGUGAACCUCAAAUAGUUUGACCGUAUAUUUUUUUGCAGGAGUUUGGAAUAGACGAUGUCCUACAAGGACAAUUUGUAAUGAAGUAUUUUAAACCUGAAUUGAUUAAAAUGAUUCUUUCCCAUCUUGUGCCAUCAAAAGUGAGGUGAGAUGUAAUUUGAUGUACAGGUAAAUAAUGAUUAUGAUCAAAUUUGGGAGAAUGAGGUUUUUACAAGGGAUUUAACCACAAGCUGUGGCUGAAUUAUUUUCCCUAAGGUGUAUAUUGGGAGUAGGUUUAUGUUUUGCCAAGAAUGCCCCAGCUAAUUGUAAGAUGAUAAGUAAAACUUUCAAACAAUCUUGUGGUGAAGAACAAGUUUUAAAUUUUUUUGUGCUGGUUUCAUACUUCAAUGAGUUAACACCUGGAAAACUGAUCUGCAACUUAUACAUGAACCAACAAAGUAUAUUAAACAAAUGGAUGGAGAAUCAUACAACUUUUUGAAUGUUUUUCAUAAAAGAUGGCAAUGUUAGCAAACUUCAGAAUGAUGUUAUUGAUUAUAACAUUCCCUUUGUACGUGUAAAGAGACAUAAUUAAUUUGUAUACAUUGUUUAUGCUGAUCUAUCAAAGAAAGUAGAGUACAGUCAAAACCUCAAUUAUUCGGACCUUGAUUAUUGGGACCUUGAUUAUUCAGAUCUUGAUUAUCCGGAUUUCUUGAUCGUCCAGACUUUUUCUCUGGUCCCAAUUUUCCCAUGAAUAUUUAUUAGUCAUGAUCAAGAUACGUAGCCAUAUUUUAAAAACUACUGACAGCCUUGAAAAGUGAAAGGCGAGUUUGUUUUGCUCUCAAAAAGCAAAAGAAGCAGUUGCUGUUCCUCAUUAAUAUUCAUAUUCUUGAUUAUCCUGACUAUUUCUCUAGCCCCAACAAGUCAGAAUAAUCAAGGUUCAACUGUAAUUUUUAUGCAACUCUUGUACUGCUCUCUUUUUCAACUCCUGGAGUCCCUUGAGAUACUCUUUUGUGUUUCCUAGCCUCUUAAGAUUUACUUUUUUUGCCAUAUUUUCCAUGUUUCUUCCACAGAAUAACCCUGAUUUCAAAACUUUUUGAAGGCAAAACAGAUCUUGUAGAAAAAUGGUAUGAAACAGAAUACUCUAAAAGCAAAAUCUCUCCAGAGUACAUGAAGGUAACAAAAAAAAGUUCUUUAUCUGGUUGAUUCCUUCAUAAUAUUGAGUGAUUAUAAAAAUUCUUGGUUAUAGUUUACCAUUUUGUACAGUAUUGAUUGUUUCAUUACGUCUUACCUCUUGUUCCUAUUUAUAUUAUAAAAGGCUGACUGUCACGUAAUUGAUUACUAAUUAAUGCACAGUCUUAUGAGACUUAUUGAUGAGCCAUGAUAGCUUCAAUCAAUCUUUGCUUGUUUCACUGGGUCCAAACAUUAGAAACCCCCCACCACCCCCCCCCCUAAAAAAAAGAAAAAUUAAAAAAUUGACAUCCUCUCCUUGUAACAGUCACAAACAUUGUCCAUUGAAUGUCCUGACCUGACAGAGCUAAAUAACUGUCAAGAGAAUAAUGUUAACAGAAACUACUGAUUUACAAAGUUUACUCUUUCUUUCAGGAGUGGAACAAUGUGUUAUUAAACCCUUCUCUGCAACUACCUGAGGAAAAUGAGUUUAUCCCCGCAGAUUUCACAUUAAGGGAAAGGCCUCAAGAUGUAAGGACUAAAUUGACCGUGGUGAAAGUUAAUGUCAAAUUUAUGCUUUUAUUUUUUAAAAAACAAACUGAUGAUGAUAUAGAAUCAUGGAUGGUAAACAAUAAUUUAAUUUUUUCAUACUCUACCAUAUCAAAACUUAAUUUACUUUUAAAUUAAUAUAUUUAUAUUCAUUUGAUUCCAUUGACAGUUUCUUUCCAUCAAUAGAAUUCACCCUGAGUUGAAACUGUUGUUUGUACAUAAAAAAAGACUAUUAAGAGUAAACAAUUGAAGCUCUCUUAACUGUAUUUACACUUUCCCAUGAACAGCAACAGACAUAGGCAAUUGCUUUUUUUAAGCUCCUGCAAUGAGGGAAAAUAAGAGAAAAAAAUCCCUCUAGUACCUGCAUCUCAUUUAAAUCCACCAACUUUACAUUACAGUAUGUUAAAAUGAUUUUGUUGUGCAUUGGUCAGAGCAAUUUUCAAUUGACCAUUGGAACUGAUGUUGGAUCAGGCUGGGCAUGUUCAACUGUGGUCUGUGAUUGUUCAAGAAAUUUUAUGCCACCUUCUCAACCAAUUAAGUCCAAAACUGCCAGCAAUAAGAUACCUCUUGUUAUUACUUAAAGGGAACAAGAACUUUGACCAAGUAGUGAUAAACUAUCUCUUCCCUUGAUGUUGCUUUGCAUUUUUGUGUGGAGUUUUAACAUCUUCAUAUCCACUAUUCAUGGAAACAUUACAAGAAACAAAAUGUGUCUGAAAGAGAAUAUUAGGGUUGGACUAACUUUACCUUUCUUUUUUGUAGUCUUCAUCCAUUCCCAUACUCAUUAAGGUAUGCGUAAUUUAUGUAAAGUACAGUACUGUAUAUUUUUUACUGGGUAACUGGAUACAUGUAACUGGAUACACAUACAUGUGGAUACAUGCCUAGUUUUUCCUUAAAUGGGGAAACACAUUUUAAAAAGCUGGAAAAUGUAAAUGUUUCAAAUUGUUUUAGCCAGUGCACACUUCAAUUGGUAAUACUUUUCAUAUCCUCUUUCCGUGUGUUCAACAUAUGAGAGAAUUGAUUUGUUUUGGACACUUGUUCAUUCUGUUCACAUUAUGGCACAACAUUUUCAUAUCUUAACAGGAUGAUUCUUUGUUGAAAGUUUGGUUUAAACAAGACGACACAUUCCACCUCCCCAAGUCGUGUCUUCUGUUUGAAAUAACAAGGUACUGUACCUGAGCAUAAAUUGUAUUCAUUUGUUGAAGUUGUGUACCCUUUUACAAGUUUAUAGUCAAGUUUGUAGCUUGUCAGUCUAAAAAUUUUUUUACCUCAGCUCAAUUUUCUUACUCCUAAUGUAAAAGUAUGUUUUGGCUGACCAAAAUAUCAAAUAAUUUAUCAUCAAAUUGCUUUUUUUCAUAUGCAUUUGGUUUUUUAUCACAAAGGUUCUUUUUCGCAGUGAGAAAUAACCAACUUUCCAAAUAACCCCACAAUAUCGCGGGAUUUUGAACUCGAUUGUACUCUACUAAGUGCAGUUGGAUAAUAAAAGCUCUUAGGAGUGAAGUUUUUUAUUCAUUUGAUAAUUUACGGAUGAUGUUCUGUAUCUGUUAUAGUCCUUUGGCGUAUGUGGAUCCGUGCCACUGUAACAUGGCGCACUUGUUUGUAGAGCUGCUGAAGGACUCAUUAAAUGAGUAUGCCUACGCUGCCGAGAUUGCGGGAGUGCAUUACAAACUGGAAAACACCAUGUAUGGAAUCUUUGUAAGUACAGCGCACAUCUUUAAGAGUGUUGUCCCUGACUCGUGACAAGACGAACAAAACAUCUUUCUAUAUUUCUUUACUGAGCUCAAAAUUUACCAUCUCUCCUAUUCUGUUUACAAAACUUGACGCUAUCGACAUAAUUGAUCCUAGCAGUAUGCAGGACGCGUGUCAUAUAUGAACUUCGUAAGGGGCCUUGUUCACCGUAGAGUCUCUGUGGCUCAGUGGUAGAGCAUUGGAGGGUGGAAUCCGACUUUCUGAGGUUCGAUUCCUCAUGGGAACUCAAAACUUACCGUCUUUGUUAUUCUGUUUACAAAACAAUUCUCCCUGUUGAAAAUCAGCCAAGCGUAUCAGUUAUUCUUUGACAAGGGCUCGUCAGGAGAAGUAUCUGUUGUUAAGAUAUGGUGUACUGUGGUGGCAGUGAUUUCAGGGGAAUGUCACACUCUGUUACUUUACAGUUAAGUAUCAAAGGAUAUAACCACAAACAGCCUGUUUUAUUGAAGAAGAUUUUCGAAAGAAUGGCAAACUUCCAAGUAGACCCUAAGAGGUUUCCACUCAUCAAAGAAAGGGUAAGACAUUUAAUAUUAUGUAGAGGUUUAUUUACUGUGCAGUUACGACAAUUGAAAAUGUUGAAAAUGUUGUUGAAAAUGUUGUUGAAAAUGUUGAAAAUGUUUUUGAAAAUGAUUUCUUAAGACUGGAUUGAUGUUUUGUUUCAUGGUAGUAUUGAACCCCUUGGGCAAGAACACGAAAUGAUCUUUCUACUGUUUGUGGAGAUUUCUUUUGCUGCUCUCUUUAACGCUGUUUUUUUUUCUUCUUGUCAAUUUAUAGUGUGAGAUUGCACUGAAGAACUUUGUUGCUGAACCUCCUCAUCAACAUGCUUUGUACUACACGUCAUUUUUGUUAGAAGAACUAGCGUGGCAUAAAGAUGACCUGUUAGAAGCAUUAGAGGGUAUUUUUAGUACUUUUUAUUUCCUCUCAUGCAGAGAGUGAGAAUCAAUUUAUUGAGAGCAGUUCCAUCUUGCUUGAAGUUCAUCAAAACGAAACUAUAGUAAUUGCAUUUUAAAAAAAAUUGAAGUGGGCCAAUAGAACGAAUUAAUGAAAAAUUCUAGGAUAUACAAACGGCCAUAUUGCAAGCGGAAAAACGCCGUUGCGCUGGAAAGUAGUUGCUAUUACAGUGGUGUUUUGAGGGGUUGGUGGGGAAGGAGGGAGGGAGGUGAAAUAGGAGGGAAGGGGGUUGGAAUGAAAACUUUAGUAUCUACUCUCAUUUACAGUUACUAAUCGGAGAUGUUGAUUGUUUGUCAGAGGUAACACUGGAGAAGCUGAAAGCUUUCAUCCCUGAUUUGUUAGGGAGACUUCAUAUCGAGUGUUUGUUUCAUGGGAACUUGACCAAAGAAGUGAGUUUAAACAUCUAAAAGUCCAAAGUCACUUGAGUUCUUUAACUCCGUCAAUAUUCUUAAUAAUCAAAACUAUAACAGAAUUCUCGAACGUGAUUGGUUAACACUAGCCCGUUUUGAGCAAUAAUAGGACAGUAUGCGCAUCAUGCUUGUAAUUGGACACUGUAAUAGGACAGUUAAAGGGACAGUUAACUCGUCAUGCCUGUGUAAGUGGACAGAACGCGUCAUGUGCGGGCACUGUUGUCUCGCAAUUUUCUCAAAUUUCGUCAAAGUUUUGAUUAAUUGGUAACAGGACUUCGUGUCGUCCAAUUCUGUCUGUAAUCAUACUCGUGAUUAACAAAUCGGACUCCCGCUUCGCGGUCGUCUGAUUUUGUUAAUCACUCGUAUAAUUACAGAAUAAUGAUCCUGAAUCUCACCAGUUGUUUGUAAAAAAGCGUUCUGAACAAACCGUACAUACUCAUAACUUAUGCAGUGUUUUUAGGUCAGUUGCUCGAAGAUGCAUGACAGGCUACAUAACAUGCUUGUGAUGGAAGAGAAACUUCAACCGUUAUGAUUGUGGACUUUGCUCUGUUUCAGGAAGCUUUGGACAUCGCACAGCUGGUAGAAAAGAUCAUCAAAGAAGACAGCAAGACUAAACCUUUGUUACCAUUACAGUUAAUUCGGCACAGAGAAAUACAGUUACCAGACGGUAAGUGUGAAGCCAAAAGUGUUCAGCAAAAUGCCUUGAGUUGCUUCAAAAUGUGCACCAUUCUGUGUUUCCUCUCUUAGUAAUUAACUACUCUUCAUCUUAAGUGGAGAUUGAUUGGACCAAUUGUUAUUGAUUUAUCGUUGUUUGUAAAACUGGUCAGGACCCAGACUCCUCUUUCUUCCUCCUUUCUUGAGGGAAGAAGAGAGAGGACACUGAGAACGAUGUUGAGACCUAACUAGGCAUAUGUGAAUGUAUUUAGUGCUGUCUAUAUCUUUCUUAUUCGUCUCUGUUUCUGCCCUUUAGGUUGUUCGUAUCUUUUUGAAGUGCAGAAUGAAGUUCACAAUAAUUCAAGUUUGGAAAUAUAUUAUCAGGUACACUUGCAUGUAAAUGGAGUGCCUUUUGAGGGGUGGGGAGACAGGAGACAGGAGACAGGAGACAGGAGACAGGAGACAGGGCAGGGAUACAAAGCCACCUUCCCCCCCUUUUUUUUACUCAAUCGGUGUUUUCUGUCCUAAAAAGUCCUGUUUUAAAUGUAAACGUGAUGCAAGUUUACUGCAGUUUGAUACGUUUCUUUUCCAAUUUGUCCUUGGUGGUUUCCUCACCAGCCUACACCCUCGGUCAGCCCAUAUAUGUGCUUUCUGUUGCCUGACAAAGUGGACUGUGAUGGAACAAAGGGUUGCAUCCUAACGACACAUCCAAAUGAAGGAAAUGAAGAUAGUUAUUUUAUUUUCGUUUUCAGUGUGACCUGCAAGCCACCAAAAGUAAUGUACUUCUGGAGUUGUUCUGUCAGGUCAUCAGUGAACCAUGUUUUAACACUCUUAGAACUCAAGAGCAGUUAGGUUUGUAUGCUAAGCCAAUAACUGUAUAAAAUGUAUAUUUACCUCGCACACUCCGUGGCUUGGUAGUCAGUGCACAUAUUUUGGAAUCUAAAUAUUCGGAUUGGAAGCCCGGACGUGUCAUUUUUGCGAUGUUUUUCGGCAAGACACUUUACCGCCCGCUCCUCACUCUACCCAAGUACCGGCCUGUUUUACGCUUUGUUUACGCCGUUUCUUCGAGGAGGAGCGCGGGCUCAUUUUCUCAUUUUCGAACCAAAGCGAACUGCUGUGUGGGGUUGGGGGUGGGGUUGCGUAUCUUCGGUUGGUUUAGCAUCCCAGGCUGGGCUAAGAUUACCUAGGGUUAGUGUAAAAUCUGAUUUCAGAUCUAAAAGCUUUAUAGGAAAAUUCAGUGUAAUUUCCUAUUUUUUACAAUUUGACGAUUGGAUGCUCUUAAAAGAAUAAAGGAAAUUCAAAUCCUAAAAGGCUUUUGAACUAAGGAAUAAAGAAACCUGUAUUAAAAUUAACCUUAGGUUAGCGCUCAUCGGCCUUCGAACAACUGGGCCCAGUUUUGGAAGAAUAACAACAGUUUAAGUCGCUUAAAACUUAGGGAACCGGAAUAAGCUCUGGUAAUGUUAAGCUUUUGGACUCGUCAUGUUGUAGCCAAUAAACAUUUUUGUUUGUUUUUUUUUUACAUUUCAGGGUAUAUUGUCUUUAGUGGAGUAAGAAGAUGUAACGGUGCUCAGGUUGAUAUGGAUUUUACUAUGAAUUUUCUGCAAAUUCAAGCUAACACUAUUUCGGAUUUAUCCCAAGCGGGAUAACUAGAUUAAAAUUAGCAACUUGGUGUAACCAAGAAGGGGGAAGACAUUGUUGUUCUGUUCUUGUUGAUGUUCUUGUUAUUUUCCUUUUUUGCGCCAAUUAGGUCCUUAGCAAUUAUAUCGUGUUUUUCUUCCAGGCUACUUUUUUUCUUCUCUCUAUUAACCCGUUUAACUUCAAGAAGUGAUUAAUGUGUAACUGCCUUAUAAUAUCUAUACAAUACCUUGCAAACAGGUAAUGAGAAUUGUCAAACUUACCAGGUAGAAGUUGAUAUCUUGAUCUAACACCAAAGUAUCAUUACUAGUUUACAAUGAAAUGUGUAGCAGCUAGAGGGGAGAUUGAACAAUCAGAUCUUGGGAGUUAAAGGGUUAAUUUCCCAGGUAUGGAAAUCUCAGCUUUUAACUGGUUAUUUAUUAAGGCUAUUUUUCUCUCCAGGGUCUCCGUGUCUUGAUACAAUCUGAAAAAGAACCUUCUUUACUAGAUUCACGAGUUGAAAACUUCCUUCAAGGAAUCGAGGUUUGUUUGGUAUUUGGUUUCAGGAUACUUAUUUAAUUUCAGUUCAAUUAAAUUAAUUAAAGUUCAAUUUUUUAAUUUCAAAAGGAUUACAUCAAAACAAUGUCGGAAGAGGAAUUAAAAAACCAUAUUGAGGCACUUGCAGUGAAAAGGAUGGACAAACCCAAGAAAUUAUCUUCGGAAUGUAUGAAACACUGGAAAGAAAUCCUCUCCCGACAAUACAACUUUGACAGGGGUGAGACCAGCACUUUUCCUCUUUUGAGUAAAAUUAUUGAAGUGGCUUAACGUUUCUACAUUGCUGGGCCGUUGGAGGCCAAAAGCUGAGCUAACAGGCCGCUCUACGGUUCAUUUCUUGCGACACGGUGAAUUUUUUCCAGAUUCUUUGCCAAUACGACUGUGUUGCUGCGAUCAGCAACGAGCAUAUCUACCGCGGUAACUUGCCAUCUAAUGCGAUCGCAUGUCGAAAUAACCAAUACAUUUCAGAUUUGGAGACCCCGUCGGCUUGUGUCAACUAAACCGUGACACAAUGUACGUACGUGAAAAUAUGAAUCUACCAGAUUAAAAUUCUCAUGAACGUAAUUGGCGUCACGGUUUAGUUGAUUGAAACUUGUUUCUUCUUCAGAUAACAUUGAGGUGGGAUUUCUAAUGACUGUCACCAAAGAAGAUGUUCUGGCAUUUUAUCGGGUAGGAGUGUCUUAUUUUGUUUUGGGAUUCCUCGGAUUAGAUUGUUAGUAAUUGAUAAACUUUGAAAAGUGCCUACUCUGAAAACCUAAGCUGUGCAGACUUGUCAUAACGACCAUCGCAAUACUAAUUUACAUGUAAAUGUUUCAUGCUCGGAUUUGCAGGAUCUUCUUGCUUUUAAAGCACCUAGACGGCACAAGUUGGCCGUCCAUAUUCUAUCUAAGUCAAGUGAGUAGAACUUGUAACUGAAAUGUAAAAGUCUUUCCCAAGUGAUCAAUAGAUUCCAUUUUCCUCGUUCAUGUUUAGAAAUGGAUCACAAAUGGCGUUAAAAUAUGAGAAGAACCAAAACAAAAAGGCCCAUGAUGACGUCAUACAUGUCAGUCCUCAAACGGUUCAUGAGAAGGACCGAUCCAAAAUCAUUGUAGAAUUGACGCUGCUUAUUGUUUUCAGGCCAUACCACCUGCCUUUGCAAGCUUGAAGCGCAGCAAGCAUUAAUGAAAAUAUUAAAAAAUGGGUCUUGCUUCUUGUAUGAACAAACCGGACUUUGCUCUAUUUGCACGUCAUGUGAACCUAUAUUUCACAUUAGGAGCUUGCUGACUCCACUGACGAAAAAGUGAGAAUAAUUGUUUUCACAGCAAGAACUCCAACCAGCAGUGAAUAAUGUUUGACUUUUUGUUUCUUCCAGGAAAGACUAAGAAUGCAGAUAACGAGUCUAAAAACGAAUACGAUGAAAAUGAGAAAACCGAAGAUGCUGAUGCUCUUCCUCCGGUAUGUCUUUUUCUUAUUCAAAACAUCUUUUCUCCACACUUUUAUCACAAACAUUUUUCAAAUUGUACAUGAAAUGACUGUUUUUUUUCUCCUUUUAGCAGACCGUUAUUGAUGACAUCACUGCAUUUAAGAGUAGUCUUCCAUUAUUUCCACUUGUGCCACCAUACCACAGUCAACCUACGAAAUCCAAGCUGUAGAACAGAGAAUCAAUCUCAGUACUUUCGCUUUCCUUCCUUUGCCUUCCAUUUCUCUGUGGUCGUCUCUCGCUAGAGUUCGAAAACUGUUCUUUUUGCGUUAAUUUGCUACCUACAAUGUUUCUUGAUGUGGCGAAUGAGCAUUUUGACCAGCAUCUAAUUUCUCUUCGCAUUGCCACUGCUGAAUCUUUCACUAAGAUCGUGAGAUUAAAGGAAAUGAUCGCCAACCUAAGAAGCUUUGAUUGUUAAACGAAUUCUCCUUGUCAGUACUUAAGGAAAUGUAUAGAGAAGAGUGUAGAGAAUAUGGGUAUUGAUGCAAGAACGAGGAGGGUUUAAGUGUUUGAACCUGAUUGGAAUAUUGGUAAUUAUUCCGUCUCCUGCGAACCCCAUUUUUUUCUCGUCAUGGAACAUGUCUUUGGGAGCACAGAAUCAGGGCCCGGACGCACGGUGUAUUUACACACGCAGUAUUACGUUCGUUCUAUUAAUAGCUCAAUGACCAGCGGCAUGUUCGUGUGUACAUGUAACAACAUUACGUGCUGUGUCGCGAAGCAGAAAGCUCGUGCGUCUCAGAAGUACUAACUGAAGUGGCAAAACGGUAUCAAGAAUAUCAGUGAAAACUGUGGUUUUGUAUUACAGUGAAAAAAGGGUAUCUAAUAUCUUCUCUAUACUAAUGCUUUUUUGGUACAUCAGCCUUGGUUUUUUUUUUCAAUUGUGCUUUUUUUUUUAUUAACGAUUGACGCUUAGGUGAUCGCUUUCGAGACUCGAGAACAGUUUAUUCGACACAUCUAGAACACUUUUUGUAAUCAUUGCUUCAUCGUAUAGCAAUGGCGCAAAGAAAUUCCAUCAGUAAUGAUGAAAGUUGCCGACCUCUGAUCGCAAAACAGAGUGAAUGUGAUUGAAGAUAAUACCCCCUGAAGGAAAAUUAUGUCUGGCUGGAGACACGUUUGACAUGGUUAGUCGCAUGUUCAAGUGGAUAAUGAGAGCAAAGUAUUUAAACGUGCACAAGGUUUCAAAGAAUAUAGACCUAACAAAACUAAAAAAUAACGAAUUAAAAUAGUAAAUGUAAUCGGAACGAAGCGUUACGUGUGAUCAUUUCCUCCGAACAACAAUUAGUUAACUCCGAACUGCAAAUUUUAUCAGGG